Molecule: messenger RNA, 962 nt
Organism: Arvicanthis niloticus (Nile rat)
Lineage: Eukaryota; Metazoa; Chordata; Mammalia; Rodentia; Muridae
Gene: Csnk2b
Product: casein kinase 2 beta
Cellular component (GO): protein kinase CK2 complex; cytoplasm
Molecular function (GO): protein kinase regulator activity
Source: RefSeq, a predicted model, not a curated record
GCGCGUUGCCCUCUUCUCCCCAAACCCUCACCAGUUUCCAGUUCUCCCCCUCCCCACUUCGUCUGCCGCGGCCGGUCGGGUUUUCUGCCCAGUAGCGGUCUCCGCCGUUCCUUGGAAGCACAGCUCCCCUUCCCCACCCCAGUCCCAGUCCCCGGUCCGGCCGCGGACAUAAAGAUGAGCAGCUCUGAGGAGGUGUCCUGGAUUUCCUGGUUCUGUGGGCUCCGUGGUAAUGAAUUCUUCUGUGAGGUGGAUGAAGACUACAUCCAGGACAAAUUUAAUCUUACUGGACUCAAUGAGCAGGUGCCUCACUAUCGACAAGCUCUAGACAUGAUCUUGGACCUGGAACCUGAUGAAGAGCUGGAAGACAACCCCAACCAGAGUGACUUGAUUGAACAGGCAGCUGAGAUGCUUUAUGGAUUGAUCCACGCCCGCUACAUCCUCACCAACCGAGGCAUCGCACAGAUGUUGGAAAAGUACCAGCAGGGAGACUUUGGUUACUGUCCUCGUGUAUACUGUGAAAACCAGCCAAUGCUGCCCAUUGGCCUUUCGGACAUCCCAGGCGAGGCCAUGGUGAAGCUGUACUGCCCCAAGUGCAUGGAUGUGUACACACCCAAGUCCUCCAGGCACCACCACACGGACGGCGCAUACUUUGGCACUGGUUUCCCUCACAUGCUCUUCAUGGUGCAUCCAGAGUACCGGCCCAAGCGACCUGCCAACCAGUUUGUACCCAGGCUCUACGGUUUCAAGAUCCAUCCAAUGGCCUACCAGCUGCAGCUCCAAGCCGCCAGCAACUUCAAGAGCCCAGUCAAGACGAUUCGCUGAUUGCCCACCCACCUCUCCCUCUCUCUGUGACACCACCAUUCCUCCGCUGCCACCCUUUCAGGAAGUCUAUGGUUUUUAGUUUAAAUUAAAGGAAUUGUUACUGUGGUGGGAAUAUGAAAUAAAGGAAGAAAAGGCCGUGA